CAGUGCACUUUCGCACGCACGAAUGUAAACAAUCCUUCGAGAUCGUGCACAGCCACCAGCAACGCGGCACGAUCCCAGCGCUCAAUUUCGGUCCAUUUUCUCGUGUUUUUUGUUUCACAGAAACAUAUCAUUGUCAUUCUCUGCAGUGCUGUAAGUUUUUGACCGGAUAUGAACCUUGCUCGCGCACCUUUCCGACCCUAGUGUUGCCAACUAUCCCCUUUCAAAAAUACACCACUAACCAGCUUGCAUCUUGCUUUCUGCACGACAAUCUGUUAAAAAUCUUCCCCUGUGUGACUGUGUGCUGCCGCUACUGCCGCUUUCGAACCUUUAACCAUCUCAACUCACCAUGUCAAGGUUGCAAAGCAAGCGGGAACUCUUCUUCAAAAACGAGCUGCCCAACGCAGGGUCCGGCGCCGUGACGGCCAACAUGACCUCUGUGCCCGCCCCCUCGGUGCUGGGACAGCCGCCGCAGCUGCCGGACACUAAGCCGCCCCCGCCGUCCAACAAAGAAAUGGUCACCGCUCUACUGGCCAAGAGGGAGGCAGCCGCCGCUGCAGCCGCCGCCAACACCAACCACACUGCCGACAACAAGGAAAACAGGUUCAAGGAACGAGACAAGGACGAAAAGCUGCAGGCUGUGCGAAAGCCGCAACCUGCAACCAAGCAGUUGGACGGCUACGUUGGUUUUGCCAGUUUGCCCAACCAAGUUUACAGAAAGGCAGUGAAACGGGGCUUUGACUUCACGCUCAUGGUGGUCGGCGAAAGCGGGCUGGGUAAAUCAACGCUGGUCAACUCGAUGUUCCUCUCGGACAUUUACUCAAAUCAGUAUCCUGGGCCGUCUGAGCGCGUGGCCAAGACUGUGCGUGUUGACACCACGAGAGUGCUGCUCAAGGAAAAUGGUGUCAACCUUACACUCACUGUGGUCGAUACUCCAGGAUUCGGCGAUGCCGUUGACAAUUCAAACUGCUGGCAACCAGUGUUGGAUUAUGUGGAGGCGCGUUAUGAGGAGUACCUAAACCACGAGUCGCGAGUAACAAGGCAGUUGCCGGCCCCAACAGUGGUGGUGCCGCCCUCGACGCAGCCGCAAGCUCCUCUGGACGGCCGCGUGCACUGCUGUCUUUACUUCAUCGCGCCUUCAGGCCACGGUCUGAAGCCUCUCGACGUGGAAUUUAUGCAGCGUCUCCACGAUAGGGUCAACAUUGUGCCAGUGCUCGCCAAGGCCGACACCAUGACCCCUGAGGAGUGCAUUGCCUUCAAAAAGCAGAUUUUGCAAGAAAUCCACCAACACAAGAUAAAAAUCUAUGAAUUCCCCGACUCUCCAGAAGAUGACGAAGAUGCCAAGCAGAACGCCAAGUUGAAGGCUAGAGUUCCGUUUGCUGUCGUUGGAUCAAACACUGUUUUGGAAGUCGAGGGAGGAAAGAGGAUCAGAGGAAGGAGAUAUCCGUGGGGAAUCGCUGAAGUUGAAAAUCUGGAGCACUGUGACUUUUUGGCCAUGCGAAACAUGCUUUUGCGCACGCACCUUCAAGACCUGAAAGAAAUCACUAGCAGCGUGCACUACGAAAACUUCCGAUGCCGGAAACUGGCCACCCUGGGCACUGAGACCAACAAGUCAACCCUGUCUAAUGUUCUAAGCACUCAAAUGGAUUCAUUUAUGGCAGUAUGGAACCCUCUUGCUCAAAUGGAGGAGGAAAAGAGGGAGCAUGAGACCAAGAUGAAGAAGAUGGAGGCUGAGAUGGAACAGGUGUUCAAGAUGAAAGUGUCAGAGAAGAAGCAGAAACUGAAGGAUUCUGAGGCAGACUUACAACGAAGACACGAGCAAAUGCGCAAGUCUCUCGAGCAGCAGCAGAAGGAGUUAGAGGAGCGCCGGACUCAGUUUGAGAGGGAGCGAUUGUCUUGGGAGCAGAGCACGGGUGUCACCAUCGAAGAACUCAGGAGGCGCUCCCUUGAGGCCAACUCAAAAGAAACUGUCGAUGGCAAGGACAAGAAAAAGAAGAAAGGUCUUUUCUGAGUGUUAGACAGCUCGUAAAAAUUGCGAGCCCCUCAACCUAAACAACAUGAUGCAUAACAAAACCUACCACCAACCUCACUGUCUCUCAGUGGUGAACAAUGACUCUUGUAUUAUUAUAUUUCGUCACGAGUAACCGCAACUUGGCGCCUGAGUGAGAGCUAUUUUGAGCUACCCUCGUCGAGCCAGCUAUGAAUUCAGGCCCUCUCCUCAGCUCAGUCUUUGUGCAAUCAUUCUAGCAAACGACAUUCCGUGCCGUGGAUCUUCCUUUUUUAUUUAAAUUAAAUAUUGCUCUCUAAUUUUUAGGAUUUCCUUUUAUUUGCACUGUUUACAAAGCACAAGGAUUUCAAGCGCUUUGCUCAAACAUGUUUUGAACCAAUUCGGGUCUUUGCAUUUAAAAUUGAUUUGCACUUAUUUUGUACGCGAGUACUUAGCUGGUUGAUAGUAUAACACUAAAUUUGCCGGGUGACUUCAAUAACAUCCCCAUUUCCGAAACUCAAUGUGUUCUGACUUAAAAAUUAUAAUAUAAUUUAUGUUUGAACAAAUUAAUUCCAAAUCCCUCUUCUGAGGAUCAGUGCAGUUUGUCCUUCGGACCAGAAAAAAUAUUUUAAUGAUCAUAAUUGUGUAUGAUGAGUGACGAUCAAAGGAAAAGAAUUGUACUAAAUAAACCAGCACAGCAUUAUGGGUCAUAUAAAUUCCAUGCAGUUUCAAGGUGGGUUUCGAUUUGGCGCGGGGCGUGUGAUUUGCAGGCCACCUCACGCCGCAGUCGGUCUCAAAUCGGAUUGCUUGUCCGGUCUGCUAUCUGAAGCGUGCCUGUGUAAACGAAUGCACCUACUGCUUACCGAGGAAGGAGUGAAAUUUUCAAGUGUCCCAGGGACUCUUCCUCUGAUUCCUAGUCUCCACUCUGUGCCCACCUGCCAUAUGAAGUAAUGUAAUAUUUACAUAGUAUUAAUUAUUACUGUGUGCGUGUGCACACGACUCUGAGAAGGUGGGUGCGAAUCUUGAAUCUGGCGCGACUCAAUGUGCAGACCCUGCAGUGGAUUGGCGAACUACCCUUUCCGCCGAAUCGGAAACUGACCUUGCAUUUCUUUGAGGCGAAUGUUUGUGCCAAUGUGUCGGUUAUUCAUGAAUCUACUACAUCCCGCUUUUGAACCUUUGAGCUGUCCGAAAGCAAUUUUCUAAAUACUAGUGGCUGCGUCGAAUUACAUUUCACCUAUAUCAUAAUAUCUCGCAGCAGUGUGUGUGUGGUUGCUCCUCACUUUAAUUCUUCGCAAACAUUUCGCAUAAGCUCACACAACUUUGCAGCCAAUCCAGAAAUUCGGCACCAUUUUCUCUCAUCUCUCACUCGGUCGUCGCUCAGAUGGCUCAAUCGUUCAUCAGCACACUAUACAUAUAAGCAUGUAAGAGUAUCCCAUUUUUUAACUAUGUAAAUAGGAACAAGAAUGUUUUACUGUUUGCAUUCUCAAGCAAAAGCGAAGUAAUCAUUUAAUCGGUAGGUUAUAGCUUUCAAAAUUAUGUGUUACGAAAGAGACUUUCAAAAUAUACAAAUAUAUUAUAUUCCUUGGCAAUCUAAGGUGUAACGCAGAUUUGAUUUUUAAAGUUUGAAUGCUCAGACUGAAACUGGAAUUAGUUGAAAAACUGCUUUCUUAAAGAAAGACAGAAACAGGAGAUUGAACUUCCAACAGAACCAAUACAAUGCCAAUCUCCAAGUCCAAAGUGUUGACAUAGUCUCCACACGACCUAAUCAUAAUUGACAGUAGCAGGAUUUUUUUUUUAAUUUGCUCUGCAGAUGUUUUGGGACACUUGUUGCAAUUUUUGCUGAAUUAUUUUGCCAUCUCCCCCCGUCUUGAGUUCUGUUCGCUUUGUUCAUUAGCUAGUUUUAAUCCAAAGAAAUUUGUAUGUUAAUCUUAAGUGCGUCUGGAUAGGAAAUUCUGUUUGGUCAGCAUUAUUUUAUUCACACCGUUGGAACACAUCUGUCAAAAUUCUACUUCCCUGCCAUUUGCUACUCUUUCUAUUUUGAUGUUCCUUUUUUAAUUGUCUCUAAUUUACCUAGUUUAACCUUUAGCUUGAAACAAUACACUAUAAUAAUUGACA
Messenger RNA from Cloeon dipterum, 4099 nucleotides. RefSeq names its product septin 7-like protein pnut (gene pnut). Gene Ontology annotation, cellular component: cell division site; septin complex; septin ring. Bases 347 to 2008 code for a protein of 553 amino acids. The record is from RefSeq and is a predicted model, not a curated record. Gene Ontology annotation, biological process: intracellular protein localization; cilium assembly; cytoskeleton-dependent cytokinesis. The transcript has 12 exons. Lineage: Eukaryota; Metazoa; Arthropoda; Insecta; Ephemeroptera; Baetidae. Gene Ontology annotation, molecular function: GTP binding; GTPase activity; molecular adaptor activity.